UGUGAGAUCGCGGCGGACGGUUCACUCGGUGUGGUUAUUGGCGACGACGCCUGGUAGUCUGGCACGCGGUGGUUAUUACGAAGACGACGGGACAGGCCGCGAGGCUACGCGAUCGGGCGCCAUCAUCGAAUUCGCAAACAGCAGGAUCCGCGAGAAGUUCCACUCGUCGCAAUUGGGUGUAGCAGCCGCACGUCCUCUCGUCUUCUUCCGCGUUCUUUCUGGAGCGGCGAGGCGUCGGCCGAGAAGAGAGACUCAGCCGGCGGCGGCGAUAUCCGACGAGUGUGGACGUUGGAGAUCAGCAGCAGGCGGAAGGCAUCCCCCGGUCGAACUUUGGCGGCAACGACUGGUCGGUCGCGGUGCGUCCAAGGGAGUAUGCGGCGCUCGGUGGUGACGUGAUCGACCUCUCGGUCAGCUGCGCGGCGUGACCUCGUUCGCGAGUGGCUGGCCGUUCGCUCACUUCUUCUUCGCCAAGGCCCCGGACAGGGCUGAAAAGUUGCGUCUCGCCGAAUUUGCGUUUCCUUUCGGCCAGAGAGCGGCAUUCUCCCCUAACUCCCGUUCGGAGAUUUCACGGUAUCGGUAGCAAACGGAGAAGACUCCGCUCUAACGGGAAUUCCAUCGAGGUUGCUCAACCGAGAGAGAGGGACGACAAGAGAAAAAACGCGGACUGCCAAAGAGCGAGGCGCUAAACGAGAUCGCAGAACGAAAGGAAACGAUCGAGGAGAGCGUUUUGCGGAGGACCAGAAAGGCGUGGACUCGUUCAUGUCCGGAAGCGGGGAAAGAGCGCACGAGGGAACGUCGAGAGUAUGAGGGCACCUUCGUAACGGCUGAUCGGACACUCGACAGGAGGAAACCGGCGGAAUUGAGAUGCGUGCGAGAAGGGUCGCUUAUCCGAGGGAACUUUUCUGACAGCCGAAGAAAAGGGCACGUAGCGAUAGGAAUCCGGAAGGUAUGACAAACGUGCGAGGAACGGCGCGUUGAUGACGGGAGAAGAGCCGGCUGAACCACUCGCGAGAAAUUCCUCACGCUUCUCACGCCCCUUCCGACGAGGGAACUUUUCACGAAAAGCAGCGGCGAAAGUGCAGCGCCUGGGAGGAGGGAAACAAGCGGCCUAAUAACGGGACGCCCUUCGGGAAGCGCGUACCACCAGGAGCCAAGGAGAUGGAACUAUGAGAGCCCAGGAACAACGGUCCGCGGAAUCUUGGCGAAGUUGCGAGAGCAGGUCGCGCGAAAAGUCCUACCGAGUGGAAGGAUCGACGAUCCGACGAGCGAGCGAGUAAACGGAUCAGAGAACGGCUCGAUGACGGACUGACGUUGAGGCUCGGGAGAGAAAGAGAAUCGACGCGGUUGGCGUAGGGCAAGGUCGCGUUGGAUGUCCGCGCGGCGAGGCUGCCCGCUGAUCGGGAAGGUCGUUGACGAUCGCCGCAGUGACCGCUCGCGACGGGCAUCCCCGGUGGCCGACGUUAUCACGGAGAUCAUCUCGUCGCCUUCCCCACUCGCGGCCACAUGACUUGACGAUCGCCGCCUCCUCCUCCUCCCGCUGCUGCUCCUUCCCGUUGGCGGCGGCGGCGGUGGCGGCAACGUCACGGCGACGAUAGCUCGACGAGGAGUCAACGGCAGCGGUAUUUAACGAGUUACACGCGUUGCGGCCGAAUCAGUCGUUCGCCGGCAGUCGGUUCGCAGGUGCGCUUCUGCCUGCGUGGGAGAGAUAGAAGCGUGUUCGUAUGUGUGUUCGUGUGCGCCGUUCCGUCGUGUAGCACAGCGAGGGAGAGAAUCCCCGGGACGGGGAAAGAUUCCCGAGAAGAAUCGGCCUACGGCGGUGGAAGAGGAAUAACAGAGGGGUAGAGGGUGGCCUCACGCUCCUCUUUCUCCUCGGCAACCGUGGUGCGUCGUAACGACCGUGGUGUUCGUCGUGGUGUUACCGUUGUGUCACUGCUAUCCUGGCAGGUGGAAGCGGUGGCGACGGUGGCGGUGGUGUUGGUGCUGGAUAUAUAUAGUGGUGGAUAGCGGUGGCCGGCGAAACUGGAGCAGCAGCCGGUGACGGUCGUCGUCGUCGCUGCAGAGGAGGAGAGCUAUCAUGUGCACGCGGCGGAUUCUCGGACUGGCGGUCGUGGCCCUGCUGACUCUCGGCGGUCGAGCGCGCGCGUACACCAACCAGUGGGCAGCGCACAUCGAGGGAGGCGAGGAGGUGGCCAGGCAGGUCGCCGAGGACUAUGGCUUUCGCUAUUUGGGCAAGAUAAACGAUGAUUGGUACCACAUGGAGCAUCGAUCCGUGGCGAAGAGAUCGACGGAGCCGCAUCUCGAGGUACAUCAGAGGCUAAUGAAAGACUCCAGGGUACGCCGAGCGGAGCAACAACGGGCGAAAUCGCGCACCAAGAGGGAUCUUGUAGUCAAACGUCCGUCCAAUAUACUAAAUUUGGUGAACGACGAGAGGUGGCCUCAAAUGUGGUAUCUGAACAGGGGAAAAGGGCUUGAUAUGAACGUGCAGGGUGCCUGGUUGGAGGGGAUCACCGGACAAGGCAUCGUUGUCACAAUUCUCGACGACGGAUUAGAGAAGGAUCAUCCUGACCUCGUGAACAAUUACGACCCGCUGGCGAGUUACGACGUCAACGGCCACGACGAAGAUCCGAUGCCGAGGUACGACUUGGUCGAUAGUAAUAGACACGGCACCAGGUGCGCUGGAGAGGUCGCAGCCACUGCCAACAAUUCUAUUUGCGCCGUAGGCGUUGCUUACGGAGCUGGUGUGGGUGGUGUCCGGAUGUUGGACGGCGACGUGACGGACGCCGUCGAAGCGAGAUCGUUGAGUUUAAAUCCUCAACACAUUGACAUUUAUAGCGCAUCGUGGGGACCAGAUGACGAUGGUAAAACCGUGGACGGUCCGGGUGAACUGGCCACUAGAGCUUUCAUCGAGGGCAUUACCAAGGGUCGCAGCGGCAAGGGUUCCAUCUUCGUGUGGGCGUCCGGAAACGGCGGCCGAGACCACGACAACUGUAACUGCGACGGCUACACCAACAGCAUCUGGACCUUGUCCAUUAGCAGUGCAACUGAGAACGGCCUCGUGCCCUGGUACAGCGAGGCGUGCUCGUCGACCCUCGCCACCACCUACAGCUCGGGUGCGACGGGCGAGAAGCAGGUCGUCACGACGGACCUACACCAUCAUUGUACCAGCAGCCACACCGGCACGUCCGCGUCGGCGCCGCUGGCCGCCGGCAUCUGUGCCCUCGCCCUCGAGGCGAACCGGGAGCUGACCUGGAGGGACAUGCAACACAUCGUGGUCAGGACCGCCAAGCCUGCGAACCUCCAGGCGCCUGAUUGGGUGGUCAACGGUGUCGGCAGAAACGUGAGCCACAGCUUCGGUUACGGGUUGAUGGAUGCCACUGCCAUGGUACGCUUAGCAAGAAGGUGGAGGACUGUUCCGGAACAACACAAAUGCGAGGUAUCGGCGCCGCACACGGGCAGGCCAAUACCGCCAAAGAGUCAAUUGAUUCUCGACUUACAUGUCAAGGAGUGCAGCGGCGUUAAUUUCCUGGAGCACGUUCAGGCGAAAGUAUCGCUGAUGGCGACGAGACGGGGGGAUCUUCAGAUACAGCUAACGUCCCCUCAAGGCACGAGGAGCACUCUUCUCGCCAAGAGGCCGCACGACGUUUCGAAGGCCGGUUUCAGUCAAUGGCCGUUCAUGUCGGUGCACACGUGGGGUGAGAGACCGCACGGCACUUGGAGAUUAGAAAUUCACAAUGAGGGUCGAUACCUCGGACGCGCCACCCUGCACGAGUGGGCGUUGAUUUUCUACGGGACCGCGACGUUGCCCGACCGCACCGAGUACGCGCUCUACAAUCCGGCCGGCAUGAGCGUGCCCAGGCGGCCGUUCGUGAAGCCGCGCGAGACCAGCUUCUCCAAGAAUCAGAACGCCUUGGCGAAGGGGAAACAGGCGCAGCACAAGUCCGACAAAUCCGGCAGCCUGAGUCCGCCCUACGUAGUGAACGCGCAGAUACAGUCGCAGAGGAAGGGCAAGGUUCGCGGCCAGCACAAAAACGGCAAAUCGGCCAGUCGGCCGAACCCGAAGCCGACCGCUCAGACCCUCCGUGGUCUCACCGGGGUCAACAAGGGCGGCGAUGUGCGGCUGAUCACGUCGAGACCGCGCGGCCGAAGCACGCCGAGCCCGAUCACCAGCACGGCGAGCCAAGCGACGACGAAGACGCAGAGCCCGACUACGUGCAGGCACAGGAUCGGCGACCCGGUGACCGCCUCGCCCCUCCAGAGGGGACUCAUUUUGUUGGAGCCGCCGGCGAAGGAGGCCACUAACAAGGUCCCGGAGGUUUUCCAGCAGUAUCCCAAGAUCCAACAGCUUUAUCCGGUUUACAGCGGUGCCCGCGGUGUCGGACAGCAACUCGCUACGAGGGCCAAAGGAAUCGACCUGCUGCAGGACGAGCAGUUUGACCCCAAGAACAUAGACAAGGACACACUGAACGAGUGGCGGCUCGUAUUUUACGGCACGGAGACCUCGGUAGAGUUGGACGACGAGCUGGACAAGGACAAGCCGCAGCCACCGGUGCGCCAUCAAGAGACGGUGCAGGACAACGCGGCAUUAGACCCGCGGCAGAACGCCGUAGAUACUGAGGGUGACCCAUGGACAGGUAGCCAGCAGGUGGACCGAGUCUCCCACCCGGAGGUGCAGAAACCGACGACGGAGAACCAGAGGAGCGGCUGCGCCACCUUCGAAGCAAGAAGUGGCAGGUGCCUAGUGUGCAAGCCGGGUUGGAACCACAACAGCAAUGGUAACUGCUCGCAACAAUGCCCAUCCGGAACCUACGCGGUCCGGGAUCACGACAAGACCGGUGCGUUCUGCAUCAAAUGCCAUUACUCGUGUCUGUCCUGCAAAGGCCCCAGCGACACGGAUUGUCUCACCUGCCACGAGGAUUCGGCGCUCAUGUUGAGCGACAACGGAGAGCAUUGCGUGCUGCACAACCUCUCCUGGAAGAUGCAAUCCACAAUGUGGUACUACAGAAUGACCGUGGUGUUCUUGACCAGCAUUGCUCUGAUGACCGUCGUCGUCGUUUAUCUCGCGCUUGACUGGUACAUCCGUCGACGCAAACGCGUCCACGAGUACAGCCAAGUGUCGUAUACCGGCAACGGCGAGGCUCGCGCGGACAUGAAACGAUUGCACGGCGACACUUGCGUCUCCGACAGCGAAUGAGACUGCCGUUCACGUCGGGAAGCGACGGGGAGAUAUUCCAGUAGUGAUAUUCACAGGAACACUUUCGAAAAUAUUCCGAGAACAUUCGAACGAUAUUGCGAGAACUUUCUGGAAAAUCGCGUGAUGAUAUUAUAUCGGUACUCUCCGAAGGUGACUCGAGAAUAUUCUUAUAGGGCGGACAUUUUUUUUUUAGUUUUUCAGAACGUCUCACCAAUAUUUCCGAAAAUAUUCGGAAUCCGGAUUUUCAAAGUGCUUCCUAAAAUUAAAGAGGAAAUUCUGAAAACUACAGACUUUUCAGAAUUGCUCCCGUUUUAAUUAGGAAAAUAGAAUUGAGAAGGAAAAGGAAAGGAACCUUGAAAAUCUAGAACUUUGCUGGAAAAAUAAAAAAAUUCUUGUGAUUUUUCUUGACUAAAUUUCCCGAGCUAAAGAAUUUCGAGAAUCUCCUGAAAAUAUUUUCUUUUAAUUAUAUAAUGUUCCGGGAAUAUUCUGAAACUGCUGCAAAAGAGCGCGUGGCAUUUUUAGACUGACGGAUAUAAAUAUUUCGAUCCACAAGUGCGAUAAAAUCAUUCCCAAGUAAUUUUAGUAUAAUUCUAACGAACAUACACACACACACACACACACACACACACACACAUUAUACCGGUCAAAGGUCGAAAUGCGUAGAAGGGUGAAUAAGAAAGUUUUGAGAAAGAUUCUCGCGAAGAAAUCAUAAGUAUUCCUUUUACUUUUGUUCUAAAUAUUCAAUAAAUUUAUCCGCUGCGCUCAGAAUUCCGCCAUCGAGCGUGGGAGCCAGGCCACGCUCCUGCGAGUGUGCAAGGAAUGCUCCUUUUGUAGCGGCAAUUCCUCGGGACGUCCGGAACAUAAAGCGUUAUUGGCGCUGAUAGUUUCCUUUGAAACGAAGCGAUCGCCACGUCGCGAUGCCAGUAUUGUAGCGAUAGUUUGCAACGGUCAGUCCUUUAUCGAUCGCUGGGGUGAACUAGCGCGGAGUAAUGUCUCUUGAGGCCAGUGAGUGAUUCCACGCGAUUCAGCGAGUCUUAAGUACUUGCGCGAACACAUCCGGGCGUCUAUUAUGCGAUCAAGAGUGAGAGUGGCGAGCGCUACCUUUGAAUUGCGGUUAGUCGGCUACGGUCGCCAGUAACUUCGUGCAAGACGCUCGACCAAUGAUGAAACGUCGCGUGGCUUGUGUAUUAAAGGGCGUAUAAAGUUGCAAAAGACUUCUGUAGGUUAAAGGUAUAGUCGCGUGUUGAAGACUAGAACUAAAGAGGAACAGCCGGCGCACCGAGGCUUCAACGCGGAAGAGGAAUAACAUCUCAUUUAUUAUCUACGGAUUCGCGAAUCGUCGAGUUCCUAGGGUGGCGCGAGCAACACGGCGCGAUUUAAUUAACGAGAUUGCCGCACCGUACAGUAUAUGAACGCACGGUGCGCGUCGUGCGCUGUAACCCAGAGCGGUGAGGGAUCAACGUGAUUUCUAACGAUUGAGAACCGGAGAGAGAACGAAUUACAUUAUGGUUGAAUGAAAAAGAACGAGAACGUAGAGUUUUUGCGAGAGCGGUUUACCUCAGUAAUGUGAUACGCAUAGUAAGGUCAAGUGUAGAUAGCCAUCAUCUUUCUCUCAUCGCCCGCUGCAAUUACCCAUAACUGUUACCACUAAUCAUUAAUCUGACGCAUUGACAAGCCGCGAUGUACAUUGUUCUUGUUAACGUUGUGAAUUUAAUAAAGCGAUGAAAAAUGA
Messenger RNA from Dinoponera quadriceps, 6923 nucleotides. RefSeq names its product furin-like protease 1, isoform 1-CRR. The transcript is spliced from 13 exons. Gene Ontology annotation, molecular function: serine-type endopeptidase activity. Gene Ontology annotation, cellular component: Golgi membrane; trans-Golgi network. Bases 2075 to 5191 code for a protein of 1038 amino acids. Gene Ontology annotation, biological process: peptide hormone processing. The record is from RefSeq and is a predicted model, not a curated record. NCBI's taxonomy places the organism in Eukaryota, Metazoa, Arthropoda, Insecta, Hymenoptera, Formicidae.